Molecule: messenger RNA, 2731 nt
Organism: Amaranthus tricolor (Joseph's coat)
Lineage: Eukaryota; Viridiplantae; Streptophyta; Magnoliopsida; Caryophyllales; Amaranthaceae
Exons: 14
Coding region: 383-2500 (705 amino acids)
Source: RefSeq, a predicted model, not a curated record
UUUUAUUGGGUUUGAUUUGGAUUUAUAUCAAAUCGAAAUCAAAACCAAACUUUCACCGCUGCUUUCAGUCUAACACCUCUAUUUUAGUGUCUCCUUCCUCCGUGAUCGUGGUGGCCGAGGAGGAAAACGAGUGAACUCAGCAAAACAUAAAACGUGGAAGUAUUAGGCCAACGCAGGAUGUCUACUCAGACUCUCCUCUCAAUUCUGUUUCCUGUUCUAACCGCUCUGAGUUUUUUUUUUUUUUGAAAUGAACAGCUCUGAGUUUGCGACUGUCUUAGUUUCUCAAAUUUUUUAACUCCACAUUCAGUUGCGCAUUUCGUCGAACAACUGGAAUCUAAGAGCAAACCACACACAACACAUUCUCUCUUUGUUUGAUUCCUCAAUGAGAUUUACCGCUGCGAUUCUCCGUUACCAUCGCCAUGCAACAUUUGGUUCUAAGGCAUUGGCGAGGACAUGGAGUUGUUUAUCAUUGCGAGGAUGGAAUUGUCACAGAGUUAAUGAAGAUAUUCAGUUUGCAUCGAUUCUGCUCCAGAUGAGAGUAUUUUCUACUAGCCUUAAUAGCGUGCAUGGAGAGAGGCCAUCUGCUGAAUAUGCAAAGCAGAGGAAACAAUCGUUAGAGGAAGAAUUUGGACAUGUAUUGGGGACCUACAGCUCCAGAAGUGUUUCUGUAGUUUAUCGGUUUGGGCCAUUCCUGGCCUUAUUCCGAGCUGCAGUUAUCUCCUACUAUGUGUUGAAGUUGUCUGUAUGGCAACUUUUUGUUGAUGAUAUCCACAAACGUGCCACGAAGUUUUGCGAAACACUAAUUCGAUUGGGGCCAUUUUAUGUGAAGCUUGGGCAGGCUUUGAGCACUAGACCAGAUAUAUUACCAACCAUAUACUGCCAAGAGCUUUCAAAAUUGCAGGACCAAAUUCCUCCUUUUCCAACAUCUGUUGCAAUGAGAUCCAUAGAAUCUCAGUUGGGUGUUGGAGUUUCAGAAAUCUUUGCUGAUAUCAGUCAGCAGCCUAUUGCUGCAGCUUCUUUGGGCCAGGUUUAUAAAGCUCAUUUGCAUUCUGGAGAGCUGGUAGCUGUGAAGGUGCAGAGGCCUGGUAUGUCAUUGUCAUUGACUCUUGACGCAUUAUUGUUUCACAUGAUUGGAGGCCAAUUAAAACGUUUUGCUAAGGCUCGCAAGGAUUUGUUAGUUGCAGUAAAUGAGAUGGUGAGGCACAUGUUUGAAGAGAUAGAUUACAUCUUAGAAGGAGAAAACGCAGAGCGAUUUGCAUCUUUGUAUGCUUCUUAUCCUGAUACAGCUGGGAAGUCUCACACAUAUGGAGGUCAAGGCCUUGUUAGAGUUCCAAAAAUAUACUGGAAGUACACUCGUAAAGCUGUCCUAACAAUGGAAUGGAUUAAUGGAACCAAGCUUACUAAUGAGGAAGCAUUGGCAAAGCUUCAUUUAAAGCGUAAGGAACUUGUUGACCAGGGACUGUAUUGCUCUUUGAGACAGUUGCUUGAGGUGGGAUUUUUUCAUGCUGACCCACAUCCAGGAAAUCUAGUUGCUACAGACGAUGGCUCCCUAGCAUAUUUUGACUUUGGAAUGAUGGGAGAUAUUCCACGUCAUUAUCGAGUUGGCCUAAUUCGAGUGCUUGUGCACUUUGUUAAUCGUGAUUCACUGGGUCUCGCAAAAGACUUUUUAUCUCUGGGGUUUCUUCCUGAAGGGGUUGAUAUCCUAUUGGUUUCUGAUGCUUUGCGAGCUACCUUUGGUGAUGGGACCAGGCAAUCUCAAGAUUUUCAGAGCAUAAUGAACCAGCUAUAUGACGUGAUGUAUGAGUUUAACUUCUCCCUUCCUCCUGAUUAUGCCUUGGUGAUAAGAGCACUAGGGUCCUUGGAGGGGACUGCUAAAGCUUUGGAUCCAAAUUUUCAAGUGGUUGAAAGUGCAUAUCCCUUUGUCAUUGCUAGGCUUUUGGCAGAUCCAAGUGCUGAUAUGAGGAAAAUUCUUAGGGAAUUGCUUAUUUAUAAUGAUGGGUCAAUAAGGUGGAAUCGUCUUGAACGUUUGAUUGCAGCUAUAUCAGAAGAAGCUUCUGACUCUGCUGAGCAGCAUAACAAUUUCAGAUGGAAAUCUUUCAACAUGCGAUCUGUCGUUGCAGCCACAGAAGAUUUGUUCUUAUUUAUCCUAUCUGAAAAAGGAUCUAGGGUGCGUAUGCAUCUUACAAGGGAUGUACUCAAAGCAAUAGAUGCAUUCUUAAAGGAGGCGGUAGGUGCUCAGAACUCAAGUGAGGACUCAACAUCUGAGGGCCAGACGACAAGGGUAUCGAACGGCUUCAAGUAUUUCUGGCAGGCAGUGAAGAAGUCUCCAGAAGCUUGGAUGUCUAUGCUAGCUCGCUUGUGCUUAAAACCAGAGUUCCACAUGUUCAUUUUUGAUAUAGUUUUGGUCUCGACGCAACAUUCUAGUCGUAAAGUGCCUGAGACUCUUUGGAUAAGUAUUUCUAACUUACUUCACAGUUUGGUAGAUAGAUCCAAAUCUUAACCAGGAGUAUGAGAUGCUUAAAUGGCUGAGACUCUAGAAAAACUAGGGUAUGCAAUGUAUAUAGAAACAAUAUGUGUAGUUUAAAGCAAUUUAAGCCAAUAAAACUAGACUCUGAGCUUAAUAUAGAUGACAUUUUUUUCACUUUAUUAAUAUUCUAUCAAAUGUAAUCAGAGUAUUAUUUCAUGGUUGGUUGAUAGGCGUAAAAGGGUACAUAAAUGGUGCCUUUCUAUA